Molecule: messenger RNA, 2766 nt
Organism: Fusarium subglutinans
Lineage: Eukaryota; Fungi; Ascomycota; Sordariomycetes; Hypocreales; Nectriaceae
Exons: 8
Coding region: 1-2766 (921 amino acids)
Source: RefSeq, a predicted model, not a curated record
AUGCCAUUGCAAAGCAAGAGAACAGUCAAGGUCCAUGAGAUCACCGCUGGUACUACCAAGCAACAAUAUCUUGACUUUGUUAAGCAUCUUUGCAUCAAGCCGCAGACGACCUCUAAGUCUCACUUCUCUCGGGUUACUAAGCACUUUAAAAGAAAGUCCAAGUCACUAUUGGGUAAAACCUCAGCAUCAACACCUGAGGAAGACGAAGACGCAAAGCCGAAAGAUGAAACCGAAUUGACUUCACCACCUUCGACUUUAAAAGGUAAAGGGGAGCAAGCUGCACCACUGCUCAACAAUUCUCAGCCGACUGUAAAGCGUUGGAUAGAAACAACUCUCUGUCUCCAGAAUGGCCUGCCAGUUGGGACAAUCUCUUUCGAGAGUGAGUCCUUAAAGAAUGAAGCUCUAGCCCGACGUGGAAAGGAUAAGAAGUCGUGUUGGAAAGACUGGGUUGUCGAGGACAACUUCAAGGGAGUCACCAUUCUCUAUGAAGAGCCCAAUGCAAAGUUCGACAUCUGUGCGGUUCACGGGCUGGGCGGGAAUGCUAUUGAUACCUGGACUACCGAUCGUGGUAAAAUGUGGUUGAGAGACCUUCUGCCGGAGCACCCAAACUUCGAGAACAGUCGCAUCAUGACUUUUGGCUAUGACUCGGACCUUACGGACAGAAGUACCGUGAUGGAACUGGAGAACUGGGCCGACACUCUUCUACGGUCUCUGAACGAAGUGCGAACUGGGGACGAGGAGAAAGCACGUCCUCUGUUAUUCGUAUCUCAUUCUUUGGGAGGACUGGUUGUACGAAAGGCUAUGGCACAACUCCAUCCUACUUCCAACUACACAAAUAUCACAAUAUCGCAGUGCGGCAUUGUCUUUCUUGCGACACCGCACAGUGGUUCGACAAAGGCGGAUUGGAGCAACUUUUUGGUCGCGACCGCACAUACAAUCGGAGGCGUCAGACCAGAGACUGUCAGAAUACUUCAGGCCUUCAACACUGCUUCUGUUUGGGAUACUGCAGCAUUCUUCGAUCUUGAUCCAUGCCCACCCUUUCGAUGCUUUGCAGAAGGCCUCAAAAUGCGGGUUAAAGGCACCAAUCAACACAUUGUGACACAGGCAUCCGCGACCCUCGGAACACGCCAGGCGUACAUGAUCAUGGAUGUUGACCAUAGCUCGAUCUGCAAGUUUGAGUCAAAACUGGGACCUUUCACGACGAUCAGCAUGGAACUGUGGAAUUUGCUUAAUGACGUGACCACUGGUGGCGUCCAGCAGCCCCAUGCUCGACCAGAGCGCCGUAUGUUUGGCCAGCCACGCUUUCUUGCCCAUGCAUAUCCGCCCGAUCGAGGUUUCUGGUGGGAGGGCACAGAAAUGAACGGUAUUCAACAUCAGCUCACAUCGACCAAGCCUUUCUUUGGGCGAUCCACGGAGCUGGAUACUCUUCAAUCGUCGUUAGCUGGAGGUGGAACUCACCCAAGUCUCACUGUAGUAAAGGGUAUUGGAGGAAUAGGCAAAACCGAACUACUUCUUCAGUUCGCAGCUAGGCAGAGAGACCGCAGAAAUGUCUUCCUCUUAGGCCCCCAAGACGGAGAGACACUCGACAGUGUUCUCUCCAAGCUGUCAACAAGAAUUGGGUUCGACAUGAUUGAGAGUCCGGCCGAUAAUCAGGAACGAUGGAGAAGCACUCCCAUGACUGAGCGUAUUCAGAUCUUCAUCGAAUGGCUGGGACAUAGGUGCAACAGAGAUUCGCUCUUUAUCAUAGACGAUCUUGAAGCUUUUGGAUACUCUCAAAUCCCCAUCAUCUUGAAGUACCCAGCACAACACAUCUUGGUUUCCACCAGGGACUCCAACUUGAAACGUGCGGAUCGAGCCUUUCGAGAGCUCCGACUGUCUCCUCUGAGUCACGACGAUACAAUAAGAAUCUUGACAAGUACGCUUGCGGGUCUCUCUGCAGACUCGGCCUUUUGGGAUAGUCUUGAUUCUAUCGCUUGUACAGUGCAAGGCCAUCCUCUUGCAGCUCGAAAUGUCAUUCCUUUUAUGAUCGAAUAUCUGGCAACCUAUGACAACCCAGGUGCCAAAUUCUCAGACCUCUUCAAGAUCCAAGACCCAGAGGAGCGUAAAGUCUUUCUUCAGUUCAGCUUCGAAGGUCGGUCGCUCUGGGAGGUCUUUGAAAGUUCUCUACAGCGUCUUGAGCUUCAAGAGAACCACGAGAGCGCUGGCAACCUACUUCAAAUACUCCCUUUCUUGUCUUGCGACAAAGAUUGUGUAAACGACCUUUGGAAGAUGAACACUCGUUGGUUAUCUGACUACGAAGAAGAAUUCCCCGAUAUUGCAGUACUAAAGUCUGGCUUCACGGUCUGUCAGGGACUGGGUAUCUCACUGGAAAGCCUGAGACUCCCCAACGACAUGAUGAAGUGGGUCACGUUCUUCUUUGAUGAUCAAGAAACAGAGGAAGCAGAUCCAUUUGCUGACCCUGUCGAGCUUCCUUCUGCUGCAGUAAACAGGUUCAUCAUGAACUGUAUGCAGACCAAAGAGAAGCUGAAGGAGGGAAACGUCUCAAUGAUCGAUGGAGCGACGAUCUCAGGAAUGCUGAUAAACUGCAAGAAAGCCUAUAGAGAGCUGAAGAUCUUGGCGGAAGGUCACAGUGGAAUACCCGACCUACUCAAACCUGGACUCGUAGAUGCCGUUGAACUGCUUCAAGAUAUGGUCAGAUUGCGUAACAUGUAUCCGGAGUUCAUCGACGAGCUCCAGGAGUUCCGACGAAAAUUACAGGAUGGUUGA